GAUUGUUGUAACACGCGCUUUCAAGAUGUCGCCGUUCAAGAGAAAACGUGCGGGUGAAGCGCGGCUUAGCAAGGCUGCAAAAAAGGUGAAAUUUUCGGAGAAUGGAACAGAGCUUUCGGCCGUGUCGAACGAAGAGCAGAGGAACGAGUUUAGUGUCCCGGCGCCGCUGUCUAAGGGGAAGUGGAAGAACAAAGAACGGGUGCUUGUGUUCUCCUCCAGGGGCAUCAACUUCCGAACGCGACACCUCAUGCAGGACCUGAGGACCGUCAUGCCGCACAGUAAAGCAGAUACCAAAAUGGAUCGGAAGGAUAAACUUUUUGUCGUAAAUGAAGUGUGUGAAAUAAAAAACUGCAACAAGUGUAUAUUUUUCGAAGCAAAAAAGAAGCAGGAUCUCUACAUGUGGAUUUCAAAUGUUCCUCAUGGUCCUUCAGCUAAGUUUUUGGUUCAGAAUGUUCACACUCUGGCUGAACUCAAGAUGACUGGAAACUGUUUAAAGGGUUCAAGACCACUGCUUUCAUUUGACCCUCAAUUUGACAAGGAGGCCCACUACUCAUUACUGAAGGAGCUCUUCAUCCAGACUUUUUCUACCCCUCAGUAUCAUCCCAAGAGCCAACCUUUUGUGGACCAUGUGUUCACAUUUACAAUAGCAGAUAGCAGGAUAUGGUUCAGGAACUAUCAGAUCGUUGAAGAGGAUGCUUCCCUUGUGGAGAUUGGGCCUCGCUUUGUGCUCAACUUAAUCAAAAUAUUCCAGGGAAGUUUUGGUGGCCCUACACUGUACGAGAACCCCAGCUUUCAGUCACCCAAUAUGCACCGGCGAAUGAUUCGCUUGGCCACAGCUACUAAGGUUCGGGAGAAACAGAUGGUGAGAGAGUUGCAGAGGAUGAAAAAGAAGGAGGAAAAACCGCCAGUUUCCAAAGAUGUAACUGAGGAGGUGUUUGCAACGCCUGCUGAGGAGAAGCCUGAGAUGAUAGAGCUAGAACCCCCACUUCGCAAGGAAGUGAAGAAAAAAAAGGAUUUCAAGAGGAGAAGAAUGCUGAAGCGCAAAAGUCUGUAAAUGACUUUAGAAGUGCAGCUUCCAUAUGGACUGUAAAGUGGAAAUUGGAACCUUUAGCUUGUAGGAGUGCUGUUUGCAUUCUGGCUUCAAUGGCUUCAUUGAAGAUUCUUGAGAUCCAUUGAGAUUCUUUUUCGUUUUCCAGUUGUAGAAAGAAAGUCUUAUUGAUUGUUCAUUGCGGCUGUCAUUUAAAUAGCAGCCAUGCCUAACUUCAUGCUUGUGAAACAGCACCAAGAUUCCCAAACUCUCCAAAUGUCAUUGUUUCACUGAACAGUAUGAGGUGUUUCCUCUUUCAAAAGUCUUUUAAUACAGACCUGU
This is a messenger RNA of Scleropages formosus (Asian bonytongue), 1369 nucleotides long. It is a transcript of the gene brix1, whose product is annotated as brix domain containing 2. Gene Ontology annotation, biological process: rRNA processing; ribosomal large subunit assembly. Bases 26 to 1054 code for a protein of 342 amino acids. Gene Ontology annotation, molecular function: rRNA binding. The transcript has 10 exons. The record is from RefSeq and is a predicted model, not a curated record. NCBI's taxonomy places the organism in Eukaryota, Metazoa, Chordata, Actinopteri, Osteoglossiformes, Osteoglossidae. Gene Ontology annotation, cellular component: nucleolus.